Hyposmocoma kahamanoa is the source of this 958-nucleotide messenger RNA. RefSeq lists its product as uncharacterized. NCBI's taxonomy places the organism in Eukaryota, Metazoa, Arthropoda, Insecta, Lepidoptera, Cosmopterigidae. The transcript is spliced from 4 exons. The record is from RefSeq and is a predicted model, not a curated record. Bases 65 to 943 code for a protein of 292 amino acids.
GCAUUCAGAUAAAAUUCAGACCUCAACGCGUUAAGUUCGUUUUUUAAAUUAUAUAGAGGUAACAAUGGAGUUAAAGUACAUUAUUUCAAUCCAAUUAAUUCUGGUGUUUAUUUUUGCUGGACCGUUAUAUGCAGUGACAGUAAAUCCGGCUUUGUGUCCUACUAAUAAGAUCGCUCCGCAUAGGAGGAUAGCGAGUUGGGGUGACAAAUCUCAGCCACGAACUUUUGGAGCGUACUAUAACUUGCUGGUGCCUGGUGGACUAAGUCAGCCUAAUGUGCCGUUGAAUAGCCUCCAGGAAGAACCGCAAAAAGAUGACCCGGACGACUGCGGAGAUAUAGCUGAUUAUGACGAAAACGAUCUUAGCUCUCUAACUACACAAUCCCAAAGAAGGUAUGGAUAUGGAAACAGUAGAUUGUUCUUCGGCUUUUUCAAUAGCGGAGGUCAGGGGUACCCAGAUCGUCCUACGACCAAUCGGCCUGUGCGUCCACAAAGGCCUGGCUACCCAAUACCACCGACCAAGCCCCCAUAUUGGUCCGGCGGGUUUUUUGGAAAUAAUGCUUAUCGACCGCCUGUACAUCAAUAUCCUUCAGAUAACAUCAAGCCAGUUUACGAAGGCGCGCAAGAGCAACAAACCACCUAUCGUCCUAAUGUAGUAGGAGGUCCAUUAGGUCACGUAGUUGGUGUCAGUCCAGUGAUACCUCAAAGACGUCCAGUGACGGAACCUGGUCAUCAAAUAUUUUCUAAUGACCACGUAAGUGGAAUCAAACCAGGAAGACCUCCAAGACCACCUGUGAGAGAAUCUACUCAAAGAAUACCAAAUCGUGUCCAGUUUUCCAAUAGACCCACUGAAGCGCCUGCAGCAUACCCAACUAGAAGACCCAGACCUAGAAAACUGAACGAUAACAAUGUCUUCGGUUCUUUCUUUGACUUGUUGUUUAAAUAAAUUGAACGAAUAAUU